UGUUAUUUGGUUUUUUUAAUGAGCAUAAUGUUUUAACAUCUCAGUGGAAUAUUGAAUGCAAAGCAAGGCUUACUUUUUUGCUAAUUAACUAAACAAAAUUGUGUUUAAAUAGCAUCAAAAUAUGAGUGUUCAUUUUAUUAAACGGACGUAGCGAUUAGUGUAUUAACAAAAUGCCCGAAAUAAAUAGUAUUUUUAUUGACGAUCCAAAACGUCUGCGAGAGCCGAUCAAAUCCAUUGAGGAUAAAUGGAAAUUGGUGCCGGCAUUUUUACAAAUCAAAGGUUUAGUAAGACAACAUAUUGACUCCUUCAAUUAUUUUGUGAAUACAGACAUUAAAAACAUUGUCAAAGCCAAUGAAAAAGUGCUUAGCGAUGUAGAUCCAACAUUUUAUCUAAGAUAUUUGAACGUUUAUGUUGGCCGACCGGAUGUCGAAGAUGGUUUUAACAUAACAAAAAAUACAACGCCACACGAAUGCCGGCUGAGAGAUAUGACUUAUUCAGCACCGAUAACCGUUGAUAUUGAAUACACCCGUGGCACACAACGUGUCGUUCGCUCGAAUUUAUUGAUUGGUCGGAUGCCAAUCAUGUUACGCUCAUCGAUGUGUGUGCUAAACAAUAAAUCGGAAUUUGAAAUGUCACAGCUAAAUGAAUGUCCACACGAUCCAGGCGGUUAUUUUGUGGUCCGUGGACAGGAGAAGGUCAUUUUGAUUCAAGAGCAAAUGUCACACAACAAAAUGAUUACGGAGGACUACAAUGGUAUAAUGCAGUGCAUUGUAACGAGUUCAACACAUGAAAAGAAAUCAAGAACGAUUGUUUUGAGUCGCGGUGGAAAAUACUUUCUACGCCAUAAUUCUAUGACCGAUGACAUACCGAUUGCUAUUAUUUUCAAAGCUAUGGGCUUGUCAACGGAUCAAGAAAUAAUGCAAUACAUCGGAACGGAUGAACAUACCCAAAAUCGAUUUCAACCGUCACUUCUUGAUGUUGUUAACAAUAAGAUUUUCACACAGCAACGUGCAUUAGAGUAUAUGGGCACGAAAUUGAUUGCCAAAAGAUUUACAACAGCAGCUACAAAGCAUUUAACACCGCCGGAUGAGGCCAGAGAAUUGCUUGCAUCAACAAUUUUAGCUCACGUUCCAGUCGAACGAUACAAUUUCCAAAUUAAAGCAAUUUAUGUGGCAUUAAUGGUGCGCCGAAUUAUGGCAGCUGAAAUGAAUGACGCUGCUGUUGACGAUCGCGAUUAUUAUGGAAAUAAACGGCUUGAAUUGGCCGGUUCGUUGUUGUCACUCAUGUUUGAGGAUUUAUUCAAACGUUUCAAUUGGGAAUUGAAAACAAUUGCCGACAAGAAUAUACCGAAAAUAAAAGCCGCUCAAUUUGAUAUUGUGAAGCACAUGCGAGCCGCCCAAAUCACGGCUGGCCUUGAAAGUGCUAUUUCGACGGGAAAUUGGACUAUUAAACGUUUCAAAAUGGAACGUGCUGGUGUGACACAAGUUUUAUCGCGACUAAGUUACAUUUCGGCAUUGGGUAUGAUGACAAGAGUUAAUUCACAAUUUGAAAAAUCGCGAAAAGUGUCUGGUCCGCGUUCGUUACAGCCAAGUCAAUGGGGUAUGCUGUGUCCAUCCGAUACACCAGAAGGAGAAGCUUGUGGUUUAGUAAAGAAUUUGGCGCUGAUGACACACAUCACAACUGAUGUUGAUAAAGAGCCAGUCAUUCGUUUCAUUGCUUCAUAUUUGGAAGAUAUACGUUUGUUGAGCGGUGAAAGUAUAAAUAAUAGUCGUGAAAUGAUGGUUUUCAUCAAUGGUAACAUUCUGGGCGUUAUACAUGAUUAUCGACGAUUGCUUCAAGCGUUUCGAUUGCUACGUCGUAAAGGUCGCAUUGGAAGUUUUGUAUCCAUUCACACAAAUCAUUUGCAACGUUGCGUUUACAUUCACACUGACGGCGGUCGACUGUGUCGUCCAUAUAUUAUUGUUGAAAAAGGUGUUCCAUUAGUUAAACCACGUCAUAUUGAGGAAUUGAAUGAAGGUAUUCGAAAAUUUGAUGAUUUCAUCUCCGACGGUCUGAUAGAAUAUCUUGAUGUAAAUGAAGAGAAUGAUUCAUUCAUCGCGACUAGAGAGCACGAAAUUAUCGCUGAGAAAACAACCCAUUUGGAAAUCGAACCAUUCACUUUACUCGGUGUGUGCGCUGGAUUGGUGCCAUAUCCUCACCAUAAUCAAAGUCCACGUAAUACAUAUCAAUGUGCUAUGGGAAAACAGGCCAUGGGAAUCAUUGGAUACAAUCAGAAAAAUCGCAUCGAUACUCUUAUGUAUAAUAUCGUUUAUCCUCAGACCCCAAUGGUUCGUUCAAAAACAAUCGAAUUGACACACUUUGACAAAUUGCCCGCGGGACAAAACGCUACGGUGGCGGUGAUGAGUUAUUCGGGUUACGAUAUUGAAGAUGCCUUAAUUUUGAACAAAGCAUCAAUAAAUCGCGGAUACGGACGAUGUUUGGUGUAUAAAAAUACAAAAUGUACGGUUAAACGAUACACAAAUCAAACGUACGAUCGUAUUAUGGGUCCAUCGAAAGAUGUGGCCACAAACAAAGUCAUUUUUCGGCAUGAAGCAUUGGACAGCGAUGGCAUUGUGUCGCCCGGUGAAAUGGUUCAAAACAAACAAACGAUGAUAAAUAAAGAAAUGCCAUCGGUGACAUCGAUUAAUCCGGUUGAACAAAAAGAGGCUGGAGUUCAAAAUGUUUCAUAUUCGCCGGUGCCGAUCACGUACAGAAACGUUGAGCCGAGCUACAUUGAAAAGGUAUUGGUGACUGCAAAUGCUGAAGAAGAUUUUCUGAUUAAAAUUCUAUUGCGACAAACACGAUGCCCGGAAAUUGGUGAUAAAUUUAGUUCACGUCACGGACAAAAAGGUGUCACCGGAUUGAUAGUUGAACAAGAAGAUUUACCAUUCAAUGAUUUUGGUAUAUCACCGGAUAUGGUCAUGAAUCCGCAUGGUUUUCCGUCUCGAAUGACAGUGGGAAAAUCGCUUGAAUUGCUCGGUGGUAAAGCCGGUCUUUUAGAGGGAAAAUUUCAUUACGGCACUGCAUUCGGUGGCUCAAAAUGUUCUGAUAUACAGGAUGAACUAUUUAAACAUGGUUACAAUUACAUGGGCAAAGAUGUUUUCUAUUCCGGAAUCACUGGCGAACCGCUUGAAAUGUACAUCUAUUCGGGACCGGUUUACUAUCAAAAAUUGAAGCACAUGGUACAAGAUAAAAUGCAUGCACGUGCACGGGGUCCCAGAGCAGUUCUGACACGACAACCAACACAAGGUAGGAGCCGAGAAGGUGGUCUUCGUCUAGGCGAAAUGGAACGUGAUUGUUUAAUUUCGUAUGGUGCCAGUAUGUUGAUAAUGGAACGUUUGAUGAUAUCGUCGGAUGCAUUCGAUGUUGAUGUUUGUAAUACGUGUGGACGCUUGGCAUAUUCUUCAUGGUGCCAUAAUUGCAAAUCGUCUUCCAGCGUUUCAAAAAUAUCCAUGCCAUAUGCGUGUAAACUUCUAUUCCAAGAAUUGACGAGUAUGAAUGUCAUACCACGUUUGAAACUUACAAACUAUUGAUUUUAUAGUGGUUACGAAGAAUUGAGUAAAAAUAAAACAAAGCAAAUGACUGAAACAAAUAAAAGCAUGUAUUCUCAUUU
Molecule: messenger RNA, 3652 nt
Organism: Contarinia nasturtii (swede midge)
Lineage: Eukaryota; Metazoa; Arthropoda; Insecta; Diptera; Cecidomyiidae
Gene: RpIII128
Product: DNA-directed RNA polymerase III subunit RPC2
Exons: 6
Coding region: 171-3572 (1133 amino acids)
Biological process (GO): DNA-templated transcription
Cellular component (GO): RNA polymerase III complex
Molecular function (GO): ribonucleoside binding; DNA-directed RNA polymerase activity; DNA binding
Source: RefSeq, a predicted model, not a curated record